UGAAAACAGACGGCGGAUUCGGACGGCUCACAAUUCCCGUAUUCCGUGUGGCCAUUCUAGCGCGCCACCGACGAUCGCCGCAAACACCGCCACCGCGGGGGUCUCUACCAUAUGGUGGUUGUUGCCACGCGUCCACCGGAGCCUCCGUCUGACGGACACAGCCAGCCAGCGUGGUGGUGGUCCAAGUGACCCACGACGACGACGAAGAAUCCUGUCGCACAGCCCGCCAACGGCCGAGCCGCGCGCGCAGGAGAAUGGUUCCUGCUGACUCAUCCGGUCCACUGUAGAGAGAGCGAGAGAGCUUUGUGAAGUAGCCACCGGUUUUAGAAUCCUGGCACCACCCAUAGACGAACGACGACGAUGGACAACCGACUCAACAUUGGCUCGGAGGUGCGCGAGCUGAAGCUCGGUUCGACCUUCACCAACUCCGCACCAUCGAACGUGUUUCAUACGAUAAAAUACGAUUUCAAACCUGCCAGUGUCGACGUGAAUAAACCGGCCGUGCUGGAGGUUAGUGCCAACAAGCAGGUCACCGUUACCGUGCCGCACUUGGACGGUUCCGGUGUUCCGAACACAGUCUUCAAGGGCAACCACCGUGACUACUCGCGGAAGGAGUGCGUGCUGAUCAUGAACCGGGCGACGGGUGAAAUAACGCUCGAGCAGCUCAACAGCGGGAUCGUGGUGAAAAAGACAAGAAUCGAAAACAAGGUGGUCAAUCCGCCACCGCCGCUGCCGACGAUAAAGGUGGAAAACAACACCGCGCGCCAGAGCUCGAAGACGAAGAUCACGACCGGCGUGCGGAAGAAUGCACCGAUCAGCUUCGUGCCAAAGCACUCGCCACUGCAGGGUUCUCCUUCCUACCCGCACCGGAGUCCUCAAUCGGCACCGGCCUGGAAUGCCAACAAUACUCAACAAACCUUGCCAAGCAUUCCGAUGAUCGGGCUCGAUGAUGGGCUAGACUUUGGCGGUGGUGGUGGAGGUGGCCAUGCGACCGCCAUGCCGCCCUCCUCUUCCUCAAUCUCCUCUUCUUCCUCCGCUGCCGGCGUCGCUUCCUCAAUGAAUAACCACCAUCUGAACAACAACAAUAACCAUCACCAUCACAACAACAGUGGGUCCAACAACAACAACCACCACCAUCAGCACCAACAACAACAACAACAGCACCACCACCAACACAACAACAGCACCGCAAAUAAUCACAACAGCAGCAACAGUAGCACCGGUAGCAGCGGCAGUAGCAGCUACCUUAACCACAGUUCGGGGCAGAACAACCAUCACAACAACAGCAGCAGCAGCAGCAGCAGCGGCAGCGGCGGCGGCAGUAGUAGUCACCACAACAAUCACCUCAGUGCUCCCUCCUCGUACGGCGGUGGCCGGAACCACCUGCACCCGGAACCGCCGCCACCCAACGUGGUGGAGGUCAGCUUGCCGCCGUUGGAGCGGAACGAGCUGCUGCUGCUACCACCGCCGGCUGUGACGGGAUUGGGACCGGGUGGUGGUGUCCCUGCAAGUAGCGAUCCAGAGAUGAUGACUUCAUCGGAGUCGGACGGUUCGGACGAUUCCGAUUCGAGCAGCAGCGACCAGGAAUCGGACAGUUCGACCGAGGACAACAACGACUCACCACCAGUGAAAGAAUCUAUCUUCGAUCCUCGACCUGAUCUGGCGACGGUGGCCUCGGUCGCGGCGGCGGUCGAUCUGAGCAAGGACCUGUGCCUCUCGUCGAACUCCGAUUCCGAUGACUAAGGAGGAGGUUCGAAUCGAUCGUACCACACACACACACAAAUGCACGAAAUGACACACUGAAAGACACCGGCCACCGGGAGAGAGAGAGAG
This is a messenger RNA of Anopheles cruzii, 1833 nucleotides long. RefSeq names its product ell-associated factor Eaf (gene Eaf). NCBI's taxonomy places the organism in Eukaryota, Metazoa, Arthropoda, Insecta, Diptera, Culicidae. Bases 361 to 1743 code for a protein of 460 amino acids. Gene Ontology annotation, molecular function: transcription elongation factor activity. The record is from RefSeq and is a predicted model, not a curated record. Gene Ontology annotation, cellular component: super elongation complex. Gene Ontology annotation, biological process: positive regulation of DNA-templated transcription; regulation of transcription elongation by RNA polymerase II. The transcript has 8 exons.